GCCCCCGGCUCCUCUCACGGCCGUAUCUCCCCAUCCCACCCCUGCCUACAGCCCCAGGGCCCCGGCUAGUCCUGAUGUCCGAGGCGGCCGGGAAUCUCAAUAGUCUCCGCAUGGCGAACGUGGCCCUGCGAGAAGAAUUAAAUGCCCUUCGCGGGGAGAAUGCCAAUCUGGGCCUUCAGCUCGGCAGAGCCCUGGCCGAGGUCAAUUCCUUGAGGGGCAAUGUCUCGAGCUACAUGCGCUGGCCGGUCCCCGGGGUGCCCGCCCUUUCUGAGGAGAACUUUGAGUUCCCGCUCAGUGAGAUCGACGCUGCUCCCGAGGGAGAACUGCCCUUCAUGUGCUGGCCUCCCCCGCGCACCGAGCCCGAGUAUGCCCCGGACGAACUGUUGAUUAGCGUGAUCCAGGAUUGCGGCACCUCCGGCGCACCCACCGACCCACCCCCGAUGCCCAGUCCACCCCCGCCGGCGCUGCCCCCGCCCCCGGCCAAGGAGCUGCCCCCGCAGCCUCUUCUGCCGCCGCUGGAGCGGCCUGAGAUAGAGCCCUUCUCGGGCGACCCAGUCUACCUGGCUGAAUUCUUGAUGCAGCUAGAGACUUUCAUAGCCGACCAUGAGGAUCAUUUCCCCGGGGGAGCUGAGCGGGUGGCCUUUGUGAUCUCCUUUUUCGCUGGUGAAGCCAAGGACUGGGCCGUCUCAGUCACCCAGGAAGGAAGCCCCCUGCAUGCAAACUUUCCGCGCUUCCUGGAUGAAAUCCGUAAGCAAUUCUGUGGCCCCAUUCCCCCAAGCGUGGCAAAAAAAGCCAUCCGCAAGCUCAAGCAGGGAGACUGUACCCUGGGCAGCUAUGCAGAUGCUUUUCAGUUCCUGGCUCAAUUCUUGUCUUGGGAUGACUGCCGCCUUCAAAACCAGUUCCUCAAAGGCUUAUCAGAGUUUUUCCGCAAGGAGCUCUUAUGGUCAACUGAAAUGGCCGACCUGGACGAGCUGAUUCUUGAGUGUGUGGAGAUAGAAAGAAAAGUGCGUGUCCCCAAGCCAAUGCCACUCCCUGGGGUUCGCAAUAUCUUCUUCCCUUUUGCAGCAGACCGUAAUCUCGAAGGUGAAGAGGGAGAAGAGUGCCACAGUGGGGAUGAAGAUGAAGAGGCACGCAGGCGCAGGAUUCUCAACAAGGACCAGCGGAGGCGCGUGAGAGCAAUCCAGCAAGAGACCAGGGGGGAGGAGGAGGAGAAGAGGAGGAAGAGGGAGGAAGAGAUGAGGAAGGAGCUGAAACAGAAAGGGGAGGAGGACGGGGAGGAGGAGGAGGAAGAAGAGGAGGCGGAAGAAGAGGAGGAGAAAGAAGAGGAGGAAGAGGAGGGGAUGAGGAAGAAGAGGAAGAAGGAAGAGGAAGAUCAGAGUAAGGACAAGAAAGAAGAGGAACAUGAGGGUGGCCGUCAGGAACCAGAGCAGGAGCCCGAGCAAGAGGCCGAGCAGGAGCAGGAGACAGAGGAUGAGACCCAAGAUGAUGACCUGGAUGAGCUGAUGGAGAUGGAGCCCACCUAUGCCAACGCUUCAUCCCAGACUUCUGGCUACUAUCAUGAAAACUUCCUAGAUGUGUCGCCUCCCAUCAUACAGCCCAGCAGACGGAGGAACCAGAAUCGACUCCCACUUCUGGAGGGCCUUCCAGGUACCAAUUCACCAUUCUACAGUUCACCGCCGCUGAUUCGCCGCGCAGGUCGCCUGGGGCAACGCCAAAUCCGACGCCGUCCCCCAGUGCUAUUUCGCCUCACUCCGAGGCAGGGGGGCCACCGGGCUGCACGGGGCCGUAUUCGCGUGUGAGAGCUGGAGUGAGCUGCCCCCUCCCCCACAACACACCCUUCCACUGUGUUCCCUGCCCCUGCUUUCGCUGCCACACCUGCCUCAUUCACUGACCAGUACUUAAGGGAGUUCCAGACCUGCAGAACCUGAAGAAGACCUGGAGGACUCCAGACCAUCCUGUGACCGUGACUGGGGAGUGACACUCGGGAAAGGAGGGCGCAGUGAUAGCUGUCCUCUCAGUGUGCACUCUGCUCAUACCUCCCAGGAUCUAGAGAGCAGGUUUCUGGGCCUUUCCCAUAAAUGAACUGGUCACCCUCUUGUAUUUCCCCUCUAGUUGUUCCAAGCCCUCACCUUUCCUGUGUUAAUUCACACUGUGUUCUAUGGUUUAAUCCUCUGGCUGGCUAACCUGAACUUCACCCAAUGGCUCACUGCUCUGCCCGGGACAGGCUCCACUGAACUUCUAAAACCACUGAAGUCACUUACUAGGUAUAAACGGUGGACAGCAGGAUGCUACCAAGAAACGUGCCUGGAAGCCUACACUUGCUUCAGGUCACCCCUCCAGUAGGAGGGCCCUGAAGAGUCCCCUCCAAUUAGCCCAGUGAGAGAAUGCAAAGCCACAUGUCCAAUGGAUCACCCAGCUGAGACCUGUCUUCAACUGACUGAGCAAGCUGGUCCCAUGUUCCCACAGAGCAUGGGCUUAGGGCCUCAGAGCUCGCCAGAUCUGGGACCCUUUCCUCUUACUUCACUUCUCUCCUGGGCAUCCCUAGUGGACACAGCCCAAUAUUCCAUGCCCUACUCCUUUCCUUGACAUUGCCUAAAGGGUAGGCAGUUAAGUCGGGGAGGAGGAGCUGGAGAAAGCAGCAACAACUCAAUUUGACCUUGUAAGGAGUGACUCUUUCCUUAGGGAUGGUCUCCCUUGGCCAGGCCUUGGACUGCAGUCUCCAGCCAUAGGUCUUGGCAGAAGAUUUGCUAUCCUUGGGGUUCCAGAGGUGGCUUAAUUGGCCUUUCCUUCCCAGAAUGCCAGAGAGAGAGGUCCAAAGCCUGCUCUUCAACUCCAACGUGAAGGACUCCUUAGUUCUGAGAGGAGAGAGGAAGGUUCUCUCUACAGAGACUGUGCCUCCUGCAGCUUUGCGACCGGGAUGACCUCAUGUCUCUCACAUGAGGGGCAAGCCAUAGUCUGAUGCUGGGCAUUGAGCAGAUGGUGAGGUUUAAGAGGUUGACUGCCUCCUAGUAAUUCCUGGGGCUUCUGGGUCCUAACCUAGGGGCCUUCACAGAGACCUGCUGCUGGCUUUGGGUCCAGAAGACAUGGUUCUGCAGUGAAAAGUACAUACUAUGUUACUCUGGCCACAGAAUGACAGCCAGACCCACUGAUGGCUUGAACUGCCCUCCAUACUGGGCUUCCUGCACAGGGCCUGGUAGCUGGGCAAGUGCAGCCAAAGUAUCUGUGGCCAGAGGGAAGAAAACAUAGUAAAUUAAACCUCUGUUCCUCACUGAAGUCUGACAGAUAACCUCAGCCCAGCCUUAGGAUUUUGAGCUCAGAGGCAAGAAAAAGAAGCAGGAGGAAGAGGAGUCACAGAGAAACCCAGUCCUCCGACUGGUUUCCGGUGAGGUCUGUAUUCAUCAGUGGGAGCUAUUUUCUCAGGAGAGAGUUCCAGAAGGAGGCCUGCCAUUCUUCAAGGCUGUGGACUCUGUUUGCUGAUGGCCAACAUGCUUUUCCUGCUGUCCAUGUCCCUGUCAGAGAAGUCCAAAGGACAGGAGCCUUGCACCCACACUUACAGGGACCCCUCAUCACAGGCCCUGCCUGUUCCCAUGGUGCUUUUCAUCCUGAGCCCAUGUAGCCUCCACUGGGAAAGAGCAGAUGAGUAGUGAGCUGGUUUGUGGCCCUCUGGUGGCAAGGGGGCUUGGGCUCCCCUUUGACCCUCUUCCCCUCCUUUCCCAGAUCUUCAAUGUUGUGAUCUAACAGCCACAAGAGCUGUAAGAGGAACUAUGGGCUUUGGGCUAUUUCUUGGGUUUAAAGAGGGGUGGGUGGGGGUGGGGGUAUGCAUGCAGGGGUAUGAGGGCAGCCCAGGGAUUCCCAGAGACCCGGGGAGAAAUUGUUUGAAACCAGUGUGUUAUUGUUGUAUUACUGUGUUGUGAAGAUGAGAAAUUGUUCUGUAUGCUAAAGCUUUCUCCUCAAUAAAAGGAUAAAGGGUG
This is a messenger RNA of Odocoileus virginianus texanus, 3971 nucleotides long. RefSeq names its product retrotransposon Gag like 5 (gene RTL5). The record is from RefSeq and is a predicted model, not a curated record. Lineage: Eukaryota; Metazoa; Chordata; Mammalia; Artiodactyla; Cervidae.